Dioscorea cayenensis subsp. rotundata (Guinea yam) is the source of this 2358-nucleotide messenger RNA. Its product is annotated as GATA transcription factor 26-like. Gene Ontology annotation, molecular function: sequence-specific DNA binding; zinc ion binding. NCBI's taxonomy places the organism in Eukaryota, Viridiplantae, Streptophyta, Magnoliopsida, Dioscoreales, Dioscoreaceae. The record is from RefSeq and is a predicted model, not a curated record. Gene Ontology annotation, biological process: regulation of DNA-templated transcription.
ACAAGAAAGAAAAGGAAGGAGGAAAGGGAAGGAAGGACUCCCCCACCUAUUCACCUCCUCUCCUUUUUCUUUGCCAUCAAUUUGAUUCCACUCUUGCUCUUCUUCUCACAUCCAUUUUUCUUUGAGCAAAUCCUCAGCUCUUCAAUCUCAUCUAUUCUUGUUAAAUUUGUUGCUUCAUUCCUUCAUUGUUUCUGCAUCUUUUUCCUUAUCUGUUUUGCUGUCUUUUUGGAGGUUUGGCACUGGAUAAACAGAGGGACUUUGUUCUGGCUUCUUGCCUUGUGGUCCCUGUCACUGUUCUCUGUUUCUGAGAGCCUUCUUAUACCCAGAAAAGGAUUUUGUGGAUUUUUAAAAGAAGUUUUUUUAAUUUUGCUCUUUAUAUAUAUCUAUAUAUAUAGAUAAAUAUAAAGUUUUUUUUUUAUAUAGUGUGUGGAGUGUUUUUUGUGUUAAUUUUUGCUUGAGGAAUUGAGGGAAGGGAGAAACAUGGGAAAGCAGGGACCUUGCUGCCAUUGUGGAGUCACAAGCACCCCUUUGUGGCGAAAUGGGCCACCUGAAAAACCAGUGUUAUGUAAUGCAUGUGGUUCGAGGUGGAGAACAAAGGGUUCCCUGCUAAACUACACACCAAUGCAUGCUCGUGAACUUAUUCCUGAUUCAGAAGAAUUUAAAGCUGCUAGAGUUAAUAAAAGUGUGUCAUUCAAACCGAAAGAACAGAAGCUGCCUAAGAAGAAAGCUGAUAAUGCUUCAAGUGAAAUUGGUCAUGAAAUGCAAUGUUGUGACCAGAACUUUAAAAAGAUUCGUGAGGAAGAUCCAAGCAACAGAUCAAGCUCUGGAUCAGCCAUUUCAUUUUCAGAAAGUUGUGCACAUUUUGGUACUGCUGAUGCUAGUGAUUUAACAGCUCAAUCCAUUGUGUGGGAUUCACUAGUUCCAUCUAGGAAGAGGACAUGGGUAGCUCGCCCGAAACCCUCACCUGUUGAGAAGCUCACUAAGGACCUUUACUCCAUAUGGCAUGAACAGUCAUUUUGCCUUUCUGCAUCCUCCGAAGAAGAUCUUCUUCUUGAAAAUGAAACUCUCUUCGGCUCCGAUGAGAUUGGACAUGGAGGUUUACUUAUUAGGCAUCCAAAUUCAAAAACUCUGGAUGAGGAAUCAGAGGCGAGCUCAAUUCCAACAGAUAACAAGUCUUGUAUUCACAGUGAGACUUUUUCAGGCUCUACUUCUUUUCCUGUGCAUGGCGAGAGCAGGGUAAUAGGUUCUUCUCAUGCAAAGCCGACAACUCAAAUGUUAUUGGGACAUGCAACUAGGGAUAAAUCAUCUGAUGAAAUGCUACAAUUUAUCAGAAAUAGGGAUUCGCCCUUGAGUUCCUCCAAUCUGAAAGAUGUUUUUAACUUUGAGGUGUUUAUGGCACACUUGACGCAAGAGGAACGGCAGAAGCUGAUGAAGUAUUUACCAUCUGUGGAUACAGCAAAGCCACCUGAGAGCCUUGAGAAGAUGUUUUCUAGUUCACAAUUCAUCGAGAACUUCUCUUACUACCAACAGUUACUUUCGGAAGGAGUUUUCGAUCUCUCUUUGCUGGGAGUGAAGGCUGAUGAGUGUAGAACUUUAAAGAGACUUGUUUUGCUUAAUUUGAAUAAAACCAAAUGGGUAGAAAAUCGUAAAGAACUACAGGAAAUACAACAUAAAACUAGAGGAAAGGAAACAAUAAACACGCCAAGCGUUGUCGCAAAUUCCAGCUUGACUCCCCUCAAAAGGCUCUGUGAUAGUGCUAACCAGAAAUCCCGAGAUACAAAUGGUGUCAUGAGAAGUCCUAAAAGAAUAAGCAAAGCCGGUGUUGUGAAUGUAGCAUCAGCAAAGCCGCCAAAUCGGAACAACAACGAUACAAACUCUAAAGCUGUCUCCUACAUUGAUGAAUUUGUCGAUAAUGAAGUCGAUUGCUUCAGUCCCAGAAGCCUUUUUGCAUCUCCUUCCACCCCUAUACAGUUUUCGGCCAUAAGCUCUGAACAGGAUUUAUUAUUCGACGUGCCGAGCAAUGGACCAACCCCGGAAGCGGAACUUCUCUACCAUCCCUGGAAAAUGAAAACGACGAUGAAUGGCAUUGCCGAAGGAGAAGACAACCUCUCAAACUUCCCAGCUUCGAGUAUCAUCAGUGGCCAGAAGCGAUGAUGCAUCUGUAGUUAUUGUUGGGUCUUCUUCCAUGUGCAACACUGGGAAUUCAGUGAUGCUGUUUCACUGUUUCAGUUGAGUUGAACUGAACCAAUUGGGAGUGUUCAGCACUGUGGUUUCAGUUGAUGUUUUUGUUUUUGUUUUUUUGUUUUGGUUUAAGAAAAAUCUUUGAAUCAGUUUGAAUUGGAUGUAAUUUGGUCCUUA